CGAGGCCACACUCGAGAGGGAAAGGAAGAAGGCAAAAGCUGAAAAUAUCACCAUGGCUCUCCCUGCCGUCGCCUCCCCUCUCAAAACCCUAAACCCUACCCUGAGCCCAAGCUCCAUACACGGCCGCCGCCUCUUCAGCUCCUUCCUUCUCCGCUUGUCACCUCUGCUUCCACGAAGCGGCCCCCUCCGCUGCUCUGCUGCGUACGGCGAAGCUGCCGCGGCGCAGCCGGCUCCUCCGACGACGCCGCGGCCGGAUGAGAUCCCGUGGAGCAAGGACUUGUCCAACUCGGUGCGUCUGAUAGGGACGGUGGGAACCGACGUGGAGCUGCGGCAGCUGCCCAGCGGCGCCUCCGUCGCGCGGGGGCGCAUUGCCGUCUGGAAGUCGGCCACCGAGACCACAUGGGUAACCCUAGCAUUUUGGGAUGACUUGGCUGUUAUGGCCUCCGAGCAUGUGAAACAGGGAGACCGAAUAUUUGUUUCUGGACGGCUUGUAUCAGAUACUGUUGAUGAAGGGCCUGAAAAGCGGCAAGUUUACUACAAGGUUGUUGUUCAACAGUUGAAUUUCAUCGAGUCCUUCCAACCUGUGCGGUUAUAUGAAUCAGAGUCAAACCAGAAUACCCAAGGUGGAAAGCAUGGAUAUUAUGUCGAUAAUGAUUCUACCUCUGGAUCAACAGAGAAUAAGAAUGGGGAUUUCCUCAGUUCCUCCUCUCGUUCAACUGAGGCACUGUGGCAAGCAUUCUUCGCUAAUCCUCUUGACUGGUGGGAUAACAGGCAAAAUAAGAAGAACCCAAGAUAUCCAGACUUUAAGCAUAAGAGCACGGGUGAAGCAUUGUGGGUUGAUGGGAGGAACAAUCCUAACUGGGUCAUCUCUCAGUUGGCAGUUUUGGACUCGAGAAUGGGUUCCCUGCAAGACAGGGAGAGAAAACCAGUCUCCUUUAUGUAUGCUGAUGACUUCAUGACAUCUGACGCCAACACCUAAGUCUCCCCUACUGAGGGCGAAGCUUCUUAGUGACCCAGUCCCAAUUAUCUAGCUCCACGAUGUAUCAGUAUCAUGUAGCAAGCGUGCCCCAUGCUGCCUCAGUUUUGUUGUACAUAGGUAGGCCCUGGAAGCUUAUCAGUGAUGCGCACGGCCAUCGGUUCUAUGUCGAUAGUAAUGACAAAUUGCAGACUUGCCAAUGUAUUAGAAGCUCUAUUAUGUGAGAAAUGGUACAUCUGUUGUGGCGUUCCAUCAG
Brachypodium distachyon (stiff brome) is the source of this 1232-nucleotide messenger RNA. Its product is annotated as protein OSB1, mitochondrial. Gene Ontology annotation, cellular component: mitochondrial nucleoid. Gene Ontology annotation, biological process: positive regulation of helicase activity; mitochondrial DNA replication. Lineage: Eukaryota; Viridiplantae; Streptophyta; Magnoliopsida; Poales; Poaceae. The record is from RefSeq and is a predicted model, not a curated record. The transcript has 5 exons. The coding region runs from base 53 to 979 and encodes 308 amino acids. Gene Ontology annotation, molecular function: single-stranded DNA binding.